GUGUGUGGUGGUGACGGCGACACCGGGCCGAGAGAAGAAGCCACAGAAACCUGGCAUUAAACGCUGCAGCGCGGCUUCGUUUCUUUUUGUUGUUGUUUUGGGGGAAGUGGCCGACGGAGGCGCAGCAGGCCCAAACCUGAACAAAAACACCCCGGAACCCCGCUCCCCGCUACACACGAGAGCCUUUCUUCACACCCGCGUUUAAACCUCCUCUAUUCGCCUCUCGGUGACCGCUCAGCCGGCUCCCAGCUGCACGCGUGGCGGCUUAAUUGCUUUGUCGUUAGCCGAUUAGCUUGUUAUGUAGCUAAUGUUAGCUGUAACGCUAAUGCUCCCAUGUAUCCCCAUUGAACUAGCUAUUAGCUUACGCGCUCUUGUUAGCUAACAGUAGCUCCUGACACAUUGUGAAGCUAACACGGUAACGCAAGUUCGUAGUUAAUAUAUGUUCGCGCCACAUUAGAAGAAAAGUGCGCAGGGUGACACGAGGUAUGUUUGGUGCUAACAGGAAGAAGUUCAUGGAGGGGGGAGUGGAGAGCGACUACACGGACGAUUCCAGCCUCUACUACAGCCAGCAGUCUAUGUUCCCCCCUCACCGCUCAGACAAAGAUAUGCUGGUGUCUUCCUCCGCCUCCUCGUCGGGUCAACUGUCACAGCUGGGAGCCAGCUUAUAUGGUCCGCAGAGUGCGUUGGGGUUUCCCAUGCGUGGUCUCAACAGCAGCGCGGCACCGCAGUUAAGUCGAAGUGGCCUGAACCAGUCAGCGAGCCAGCUCUCCAGUCAUGCCAGUUCAGCCAACACUGGUUCACUGCACACGCCUCCCUCGCCGAGCAGGGGGAUUUUGCCGAUGAGCAGCCGGAGCGUGCUCAACCACAACCAGCAGGUGGGAGGUCCGACGGCCCAGUCGGCGGGAAUGGGCGGAGUUGGUGAGAGAGGGGUUGGAGGAGGAGGGAGGAGCGGCAGCAGCAUGGGGAGUCCAAGCCGGUCGUCACCGAGCAUCAUCGGGAUGCCCAAACAACAACAAGCACGGCAGCCGUUCACGAUUAACAGUAUGUCGGGGUUUGGUGUGAACAGGAAUCCCGGCUUCAGCUUAAACAACUCAUUAUCCAACAACAUCUUUAAUGGAACAGUUUUUCCGUGCUUGCGCUCAGACGGCAGUGAGAAUGUGACAGGGCUGGAUUUGUCGGAUUUCCCGGCAUUAGCUGACAGGAGUCGGAAAGACGGCGGUUCGAAUCCCGCCCCGUUGCCCAACCCGCUGGCCGGUCGGGCUCCUUACGUUGGCAUGGUCACAAAGCCGUCCAGUGAACAGUCGCAAGACUUUUCUAUCCAUAAUGAAGAUUUCCCAGCUCUCCCAGGGCCAAACUACCAAACAAAAGACCCCACCAGCACCAGCGAAGACAGCAAAACGAAUCUGAACUCAUCAGGAAAGCCCAACUCAACCUCAGACGGUCCAAAGUUUCCCGGCGAUAAAAGUUCGGCGCCCAGCAACAACAACCAGCAGAAGAAAGGGAUCCAGGUGCUUCCCGACGGCCGUGUGACCAACAUCCCAAUUGGCAUGGUAACGGACCAGUUUGGAAUGAUUGGCUUGCUGACGUUCAUCCGGGCGGCAGAGACGGACCCUGGCAUGGUCCACCUGGCGCUGGGCUCAGACCUCACAACACUCGGCCUCAACCUCAACUCACCAGAGAAUCUCUAUCCUAAGUUUGCGUCUCCUUGGGCGUCGUCGCCGUGUCGACCGCAGGACAUUGAUUUCCACGUUCCCUCAGAGUAUUUAACCAACAUUCACAUAAGGGACAAGUUAGCAGCUAUCAAGUUGUCUCGAUAUGGUGAAGAUCUGCUGUUUUAUCUGUACUAUAUGAACGGAGGAGACCUACUACAACUACUGGCUGCAGUAGAACUCUUUAACAGGGACUGGCGGUACCACAAAGAGGAGCGGGUUUGGAUCACCAGAGCGCCGGGUAUGGAGCCCACGCUGAAGACCAACGCCUACGAAAGAGGGACCUACUACUUCUUUGACUGCCUCAACUGGAGGAAAGUGGCCAAGGAGUUCCAUCUGGAGUACGAGAAACUAGAAGAGCGGCCCCACGUUCCCUCCACGUUCAACUACAAUCCUGCCCAGCAGGCCUUCUGAUUGGCUCCUCCUCCCCUUCCCUCUCCCCCCCCCUCCCUCUGCUCCUCCUCCUGGCUCCUCCCUCUCCACCGUCGAGGUUUCGUUUCCACCUCCACACACUUCACAGAGAAUCUGGCCUUUUUCGAGGAAGUGAACAAGUCUCUGAACAGACUCCAUCGUUUUAACUCUGUUCUUUACCUCAUUCUCCUUUUUUUAUUUUUUUAUUUCAUUUUUAAAAAAAGUUGUUUUAUUUGACCUCCCCUUGUCACCACUCCCCCCCCCCCCCCCAUGGGUUCUGUUUCUGUUGGUCCGCCAUUGCAGCAGCGACACCGUGAGUGAGUAACUGUCCAUCUGAUCGAGUGGCUUCAACGUUUCUACUCCGUCUUAUAUUUUUUUGUCCAGAGAAGCUUUUAAAGAAGAACCAGAUUUUAACACAGGACGACGUCACCGUGACGAUGGACAAUUAUUUCACGCCGUGUCUCCACACCCACCCACACACACACACACACACACACGGCUCUCUCACCUCAGAUAGGAUUAAAACGUUAUUUAUCGUUUUUCUCGUUUUUACCAGAACACACACACACACACACAGAAAGCAGACAGUGGACAGUCAGUCAGGAGAGGAAAUGCAAUGUACAUUGUAGCACUAUUUCAUAAUAAAAAGAGAAAAAAAAAAAACACCUUUAUUUUUUGGUUUUACUUUAUUUUCCUCUGUUUACUUAAAAUGGAUUAUUUUACUUUUAUCUUCUUAAUGUAACCCACAACUAUAUAAAUAACCAAGAAGAAAAUUUGACAUCACAAAUUAUCCUUACUUUAUAAACUCCUCCCGCACCAAACUCCAUAGAGAAAAUCAUCGAUUUUAGCUCACGGGAACACAGGAGCUGCUGGUCUACUGCUGCCUCGUGUGGUCACUUUGUGUCACUGAAGUUUAUGUGAUCAAAGAAUUUUAAACCCCUAAUUUACAAAAUAACACAUUUGAUUGUAGUGAUGGGGCAGCAGUAGAUCAACUCCUGUGUCACUGUGAUGUUAAAAUCGCUGAUUUCCUCUGUGGCGUUUGGUGUGGGAGGAGUGAGCGCUUUACAAAUUUGAAGUUUCCUGUUGGAGAAAGUGAUUUCACAAAUCAUAGGACAAAUUUGAUGCAAUUAUUAAAGUCACUUGUUUGUAUAUAGAAACAAGAAUUUAAUUUACUAUAAAAACACAAGAGAAUCAAUAUAAAACAAAUUUCAUCGCAACAUUAACAUCAGCUGCUGUUUUUCUGUUUUCACGGCUUGGUUUAUUUACCCCAUUAUUUUUUGUUAAAUCAUCUUCAUCUCUUGUGUCUCCUCCCCUCAUUUAUCCCUCAGUGGAAUAUUUUCUGCCCGGCAACAGUCAGAAACAAUCGUGGACUGUUUGCAGCGGCUUUUCGAAGGGUUGACUUUAAGAAAAGUUUGGGGACAUUUCGGCGGGAAACGUGGUGGCGACUUCGUAAUCGACGAAUGACAUCAGACGGUAAAUAUGAAGCUACACUCAGCAGAAAUUCACCGACCAGCACAUUUAGAAAUCAACAAAAUCACAAAACACCUUUUGUGUAGAAAAGACAAAAUCAUUGUUUUUCACGUUAAAUCUCCGAUAAAGUUGGCAACAGAUCCAUCAUUUUAUAAAACAAAAACAGCACAACACCACAAUUUUUUGCACAGAUGAAUCAAACCUUAAAUCAUAACUGCUGGUUGUAACCUUCAUAUUUUGCACGUUUCCCCAAAAACGUCCCAACUUUCCUUUAAGGUCACAACAGACCCCCCCAACCACCACCCUAAAAAAAACCCUUAAGUUAUCGGUUUUAUUUUUCGUUUCAUGCUUUUUUUUUUUAAUCCCUCCAGGAGUCGCCAAUGUCCAGUUAUUUGUGUACAUAAACGUAUAUUUAUAUACGUUUAUGUUUAUGUACACAGAUAAAAUACAAGACAGUAUUUUUAAGAAAAACGGGACAAACACACAGGAAAAAACAAACAAAAAAACACGCGGACACAAACUCUUCUUACUGGCCAACCCCAGUACACAAUGCAAUACCUCCUGUUACCAUGGAGACCAUCGCGGAGACGUUGUUACAGGGGACCACCGCCGACCGACCGAUCUGCUGCAGGUUGCCAGGACGACAUGGGAGGAGGAGGCGGCGGCCGGCACGCAAACACUUGCAGCAGAAACAACGCCAAGGACACGCCCACUGACAUCAUGUGACCUGCUGAUUGGAGGAAAAACGACGACGACCGAGGCACUUGGCCAUUGGCUGUUUUAUUAAAUAUGGCAGCUAGUGUUUUAAUAGGAAAAAGAAUAAAAAAUAAAUAUUCUGGUAAUGAAACUGAA
Messenger RNA from Solea solea (common sole), 4442 nucleotides. Its product is annotated as CCR4-NOT transcription complex subunit 2-like. The coding region runs from base 486 to 2123 and encodes 545 amino acids. Gene Ontology annotation, cellular component: P-body; CCR4-NOT core complex. The transcript is spliced from 15 exons. Gene Ontology annotation, biological process: nuclear-transcribed mRNA poly(A) tail shortening; regulation of DNA-templated transcription; regulation of stem cell population maintenance. Lineage: Eukaryota; Metazoa; Chordata; Actinopteri; Pleuronectiformes; Soleidae. The record is from RefSeq and is a predicted model, not a curated record.